GUUUUUUUUUUCAAUUUUUCUAUCAUUUUGCGAUCUUGUGUUAUUUUACUUGUUGAAAGAAACAAUUUCUAUAGUUCUAGCGAAAUCAUCUGCUUUCCGAAUAAAUCAAAAGCCACCCUUACUCAAUGACAGAAAGAUUGGUUGGAAAAUUAUGUGCUGAGCUGAAGAAUCAGACCUCAAAGAAAGUGUUAGACAUCCAAACACUAGGUUUCCUACAAAACUUUUUGGUGUCAUGAUCAUGAAUUGUGCAAAAAGGUGAAUUUUUCCUUUCCAAGAAUGCAGUUAAAGUUCACAUUUACAAGUCACAAGCAUGGAGACACAUACUCAUGAUUGCUAACGGUUUAGGUUACAUGAAGAGUUUGUUUGAAAAACAUGGCAGUGGGUUGGAAAAAUUAUAUGUUGGUGUCAAAUGUUUUGAUUUUUAUUAUUUUGGUAACAGCACAUAUCUUGGUUAUUGAUGGUUCUUGUUUACUUUAGGUCAAAGUAGUCAAUACCGUACCGGCAUGCGUACCGAUUUUGUUAUUGAAACGGUACGUACCGAAUACCGAAAUUUUUCACGUACCGUUUCGGAUUUAUCGUUAUAAAAAAAUUUUAUGAAAAAUUUUGGGGAGAAGUUGAAGAAAAAAAACAAGAAAAGGACUCAAUUGAAAAAAUUAAAAAGCUGAGGAUGAAAUUUAUUAAAAUAAACCCAUAAGCCCAGCCCAAUAUUAAGCAGCCCAUCAAAACCCAAAUUUAAGAAAACCCUAGUUUCCUCCUUUAAAAGGGAGAAGGAGGAUCCACCAUUGCCACCAUCACCUCCGUUCUUUCACCUCGGAUCUUCACCAUCCCCUUGCUGAGCAUCUCAUCAUCAUCAUAGCCUCCACCUUCAUCACCGAUAAUCACCAAAGCAGAAGGGUUCGGCAGCUACCAGAAAUGGGGAGAAGAUGAAGCAGAUCUAGCCAGUAAUCACGGAAGCGAAGCAUUCACUGAAUCUCCAACCCACCGGCAACAGGUUGAGGAAGACGUUCGCGGCGUGCGGCGUGUGGCGUUCGUCGUUCGUGAUGAAGAAGGAGAACAGAAACAUAUCUGCAAUCGGAAAUCCAUUGUUUUUUUUUUUUUUUAUAUAGUUUGAACUUAGGUGUACCGGUCAUAUUUCGGUGUGCCGGCAGGUACACCGGAUUUUGACCAAAAUGGUCGAAUUUUGAUCAAAACGAAAUUUGAUGUUGUACCGUUUCGGUCAAGUGUCAAAACCGGUACAUACCGACCAUACCGGCCGGUAUGGUACGGAAUUGACUUCUUUGCUUUAGGUUACUUGCAAAGCUUGUUUGGAAAACAUGGCAGUGGGUUGGAAUAAUCUAUAAUUAUGUCUUCCUGGUUGAUGAACAAUCUUCCAAGUUACCAUAAGGCUUCUUAGGGGACUUAAACUCACAGAAGUACAAUGCAUCAAUUGAGUACUAUUGGGUUCCCUUCAUAAUGGAGUCUGAUUCAUACCAUGCAACAUAUCAUACUGUCUUGAGAUGACUGGUGAACCUUGCUACCAUAGCCAAACAUGGCAAGAGCUAGGAAGGAGUUGAUGUGUUGCUGUUUGAGAGCUAUCUCUGAUGGAUGCACAAGUGUAAUAAGCCUUAAUCAAUGCUAUGUAAGUUUCCAAUUUUCAAUCUAAUGCUUUCCAUUCCAUCCAAAUUCUUCUAGAUUUUCUAAACCUUGUUGCCAUAGCCAAACAUGACAAGAGGAAGAAAGGAGUUUGAUGUGUUGGUGUGUGAAGCUAGUCUGGUGGAUGUACAAGUGUAACAGGCUUCAGAUCAAUGUUAUAACCCUUCAAGGCUUUCACCUCUUCCUCUAGAACCACUUGCUCUCAACUAUGGUUAUGAUGCAAAUCAUGAUAUCCCUCUUGCUACAGUUACUAGACCCAGUUUUAAGUGUUCAAAUUAUCUUGGGAAUUGAAGAGGAAAGAGAGGGAGAUUGGCCAUGGCAGUUGAACUUAACCAACAACAGCAGGUAUAUCAGAGAGAUUGAACUUGUGAAACGUGCAGACUUCUACAAGUUUCACUCAUUUGUUUCUUGGGAAUUGAAGAGGAAAGUGAGGGAGAUUGGCCAUGGCAGUUGAACUUAACCAACAACAGCAGGUAUAUCAGAGAGAUUGAACUUGUGAAACGUGCAGACUUCUACAAGUUUCACUCAUUUGUUUCUUCCGGAAUAUACAACACAGUAGGUGAAGAGGAGAGAAGAGGCGUUAGCAAGAGAUUGGCCACCACUUGCCCCAGUUGUUCAUUAUGAUAUUGAAAAUGAUAUGUUGAUUUAUUGACAAAAGUUGAUGUAUAUGGCCUUUUGAUCAUUCUUAGGAUUGGUUCUGUGCCUUUUUUGGAAUGACAUUAACUGCUACUGCAACAUGCAUCAAAGGGAAGGAUGGAAGCCAUGCGGUAAUGAGAACUGCUUCAACGAGACCUAUCCAAUCCAACAAGCAUCAUACUGGAGAAUUGGAUCUCAUCUUGCUAUCAUGGAGACGGUUCGCAACAUCUUACAAGAACUAGAGAUCAACCAUUACAGUUUUGAACAAAUACACAAUUGUCAA
Rubroshorea leprosula is the source of this 2551-nucleotide messenger RNA. The record is from the annotation of a GenBank genome assembly. Lineage: Eukaryota; Viridiplantae; Streptophyta; Magnoliopsida; Malvales; Dipterocarpaceae.